AUGGACGAGCUGGUAGCUCAGGUGUUGCCUCCCGACAGCGUCACCAAGUUGCUGCGGGUAUUCUGCUUCCUGCGACAGCACGACCGCAAGACCCGCAUCGUGAAGAAGACGUCGGAGCUCAACGCGUGGCGAUCCUCACCACAGGCAACCAGCGAGGAACCAGACGGCGAUAGCGUGCCGACAAUGCACGAACUUCGCAGCGAGAUCAAGGAGCUGCAGAAGGGAGUCAUCACCGGCAGUACAUGUAGCGAUACGUCCGGGGUCAUCACCGCGGCGGACUUGAGCUCGUGUAUGCGGAGCCUGAAUCGAAUUCCCACGAAGGGCGAAGUGCAGUGGAUGAUAUGGGAGGUUGAUGACGAUCUGGACGGCAGCGUGAGCUGGGAGGAAUUUAAGGGUUGCUACGUUCGCACACUGUUGGAUUCGCACGGGCUUGAGCUCAACCAGCUCUACUAUCUUAUUCAGUUCCUCCUUUGUGACACGGACAGCAGUCAAACCGUCUCAGCGGACGAAAUCACGGCAGAGCUGCAGCGCAUUGGAGGCACAGAGCACCUCACUACAAAAUUGUGGUCUGUACUGGAGGGCGAGAAUGAGGAACAGCAGCUCCUGCGCAAACUGUCGCUGUCCGAAUUCUUGGACGCCAUGCUUGGCGACCUUCCUGCGUGCUUCAACUUGCACUGA
This is a messenger RNA of Phytophthora infestans T30-4, 678 nucleotides long. RefSeq lists its product as uncharacterized. The transcript has 5 exons. The coding region runs from base 1 to 678 and encodes 225 amino acids. Gene Ontology annotation, molecular function: calcium ion binding. NCBI's taxonomy places the organism in Eukaryota, Oomycota, Peronosporomycetes, Peronosporales, Peronosporaceae. The record is from RefSeq and is a predicted model, not a curated record.